CAUCUGGCGAAUUGUCCAACAGAUGAGCUCGUUGAUAUAGCAUUGUCAGAUGUCACUAUGACCCUUCUCAGUCACACUAGCGAACUGUUACCGGAAAGAAGAGAUAAUGCUGGUUCAGUUAUUCGAUCUUAUGAACGAAAUGAGUAUGGUUCAAGAUCCCGUCGAGGGAGGAGGUUUGGUCAUGCUACCAGACGGAGGCUUUCAUUUUGGAUGUUUUUGCUUGUGCUGCUUUUCUUGAUAUGUUUGUCAAUCUUUGGCAGAAAAUUGCCAUUCCCUGGUAAAAUUGAGGGUGAAACUUCAACCCAAUGGGAUAUACAUCAAGAAACUUCAGAACAAUACAGUUUAGAACAGCCUAGAAGUAAACGUCGUAAGCAACAUUUUCCUUGUGAUGUUGGGCUUGUGGAGUCCGUCGAUGAACUAGUGGAGCCCAAGGAGUACAUGAAUUUUACUCAGUUUACCCUAGGAUAUAUAGAAAGAGAGGACAUAACUUACGGGCAUCAUAAGUUUGAACCCAGAUUUGGAGGACAUCAGACUCUUGAAGAAAGAGAGAAUUCCUUUUAUGCAAGAAAUCAAACAAUUCAUUGUGGUUUUGUUAAAGGACCAGAGGGAUCCCCGACCACUGGAUUUGAUUUAUAUGAAAAGGAUAAGGAGUACAUGAAUACCUGCCGCGUUGUGGUAUCAUCAUGCAUUUUUGGAAGCUCUGAUUUUUUGAGGAGACCAACAAGCAAAAAGAUCAGCGACUAUUCAAAGAAGAAUGUUUGUUUUGUUAUAUUUCUGGAUGAGCAAACUAUGGCAGAACUUUCUUUGGAAGGACAUGUUCCUAAUGAUGAUGGGUACAUUGGCUUAUGGAGAAUAGUUAUAGUCAGGAACUUACCCUACACAGACAUGCGGAGAACUGGAAAGGUGCCAAAGUUCUUGUCACACCGACUCUUCCCAUCUGCUAGGUUUUCUAUUUGGCUUGAUAGCAAAAUGCGACUUCAAACUGAUCCAAUGCAGAUUCUUGAAUACUUUUUAUGGCGAAAGCAAUCAGAGUAUGCUAUUUCAAACCAUUAUGAUCGCCAUUGUGUUUGGGAGGAGGUACUCCAAAAUAAGCGUCUAAAUAAGUACAAUCACACGGCCAUCGAUGAACAGUUUAUUUUCUACCAGUCUGAUGGUCUGACCAAGUUUGACCCGUCAGACCCAGAUAUCCCUCUUCCAAGUUAUGUACCUGAAGGCUCCUUCAUCGCAAGGGCUCAUUCACCAAUGUCAAAUUUAUUUUCAUGCCUUUGGUUCAAUGAAGUUGAUCGCUUCACCUCUCGUGAUCAACUGAGCUUCGCAUAUACUUACUUGAAACUGAGAAGAAUGAACCCGGAUAAAACAUUUUUUUUGAACAUGUUUAAGGAUUGUGAACGUAGAGCACUAGUAAAAUUAUUCCGGCAUAGGACAGCAUUGGAUCCUCCUCCUCAUCCUUGACGAUUAUUCCAGAUUGAUUUGGCAUUCAAGGCUUCAAGCCUGGUUUGGAGGUUGAGGAAGUCCUUCCAGCUUGGUUGGUUCAAAUUUUCACUAUCAGUGCAGUGAUAUCGAAGGAUUGCAUGUUUUGGACGCUCCAUACAGGAAUUUGUACAUUCCCCUGAUCAGCUUAGUUGUAUAUCCAAGUUUUAAGUAAUUUUUAGCUGUGUUACAGUCAAAUUCAGUGAGGUGGAUCAAUUCUUUGCCUGGCUGCUGUUGCGAAGAAGGCUUCUUGGUUACUUUUCAUGAUCAGGAAACCUUUGAUGCUAGAGGGAGCAAACAAGCUAGUGGCAUUUUUGCAACAGUAAUAAAGCUUCUGCAAUUUUAUUUCUUCUUUUUUAUUUUGGCUGGAGUUGGUUCACAAUCAGUUGUAUUAUUGGCUAGUUCAGAAUGUUUGAAUGGUAUCAUCAAUCUUUAUAUAUUUUUAUGUUUGUUUUUUUUAGUUUAUUAUUUUUUUUUUUUAUGAAGCAUUAAUUUACAUAGUCAUUG
Messenger RNA from Telopea speciosissima, 1977 nucleotides. Its product is annotated as probable hexosyltransferase MUCI70. Lineage: Eukaryota; Viridiplantae; Streptophyta; Magnoliopsida; Proteales; Proteaceae. The transcript is spliced from 9 exons. The coding region runs from base 58 to 1452 and encodes 464 amino acids. The record is from RefSeq and is a predicted model, not a curated record.